This is a messenger RNA of Macrobrachium nipponense, 799 nucleotides long. Its product is annotated as pro-resilin-like. The record is from RefSeq and is a predicted model, not a curated record. Gene Ontology annotation, cellular component: extracellular matrix. NCBI's taxonomy places the organism in Eukaryota, Metazoa, Arthropoda, Malacostraca, Decapoda, Palaemonidae. Bases 36 to 476 code for a protein of 146 amino acids. The transcript has 3 exons.
AUCAGUUGAGCUCUCCCAGUUAAACCACCACCACCAUGAAGACUGUCAUUGCCAUCCUCUCUGUGGCUGCUGUAGCCCUGGCUGCCCCUCAAGGGGGGUACAAUUACCAAGGUCCUGUCAUUCAGCCCCAGUAUUCAGCCCCAGCUCCCCAGUACAAUGACAUCCCAGCCCAAUACAACUUCCAGUGGGACGUCAACGAUCAGUAUUCCGGUAACUUCUACGGACACCAGGAACAGAGGGACGGAUCCAACACCCAAGGAAGUUACUACGUCCAACUCCCCGAUACCCGCCUCAUGAAAGUCGAUUACUACGUCGACGAUUUCGGAUUCCAUCCAACCGUCACCUACGAAGGGGAGGCUCAGUACCCAAGUGCCCCUGCCCAGACUUAUCAGCCCGCCCCUGCCCCAUCUCAGGUGUAUGCUCAGCCCGCUCCAGCUCCUACUCCAUCUCAACUCUACUCCCUGCCAGGGAAAUAGAGCACCUGGACUUGAACACUUUCUCAAAUGACGAAUGAAGUGGCAGUGACAGUUUUCCUAAAGUUUACCCUGAAUAAUGACUAAUGCCAUCCGUUUUCUUUGAUACCACUGUGGAAGAGCUCUCUCUUACUAUCUUUCAUUGUUAUCUUCUUAUCUUUCUUGCUAUAUAUUUCGUUAUCGUUUCAUACUAUCAGAUUUUCUUUAGUUAUUAUUACGAAUGUUGUGACUUGGUGCCGCCAUUGUCAUUAGCUUGUAAGGAAGAGUUAUUUUUAUACAGAGAUUAUAUAUCACGAAAGUAAUUAAAGAUGAUUUUCAUCAAGAAA